AUGGAGAAACUCGCACUAGCGGUAGUAACUGCCACCAGAAAACUGAGACCCUACUUCCAGUCUCAUUCAAUCAUAGUAAUGACGUCGCAACCCCUUCGGACAAUACUUCACAGUCCGAGCCAAUCCGGCAGGCUCGCAAAAUGGACAAUCAAGCUCAACGAAUAUGACAUAGAAUACAAACCACGAACGAGCUCGAAAGCACAAGUACUAGCAGAUUUCGUCAUCGAACUCGUCCCAAAAGAGGAUAGCUCGAGCUCGAAUACUGAAAAAUGGAGAUUACAUGUCGACGGGGCAUCAUCGAAACAAGGAUCCGGAAUCAGAAUACAGCUCGAAUCCCCAACGAGAGAAAUGAUCGAACAUUCAUUUCGCCUAGAGUUCAGCGCGUCGAACAACGAAGCCAAAUAUGAAUCCCUGAUCGCGGGGUUACGGCUCGCAAGAAGCGUCGGUGCCCGAGAAAUCAGUGCCUUCAGCGACUCGCAAUUAGUCACAAGCCAAUUCCACGGAGAAUACAAAGGAAAAAACGAAAGAAUGGAAGCAUACCUUUCAGUCCUGCAAGAAAUCGCUCAACAGUUCGACAAGUUCGAACUAACAAAUAUCCCAAGGGGAGAUAAUACGUCAGCGGAUGCGCUGGCCGCGCUGGCUUCAACUUCCAAUCCGGCGGUAAAAAGAAUAAUACCAGUUGAAGGAAUAGAUAAACCAAGCAUAAAUCUCCCAUGUAAGGGAAUCGACCUUCAGGAAAAUAGCCCCCCGCGCAUUGAUGCAAUCACUAAGCGAAGUAGGACACGAAGAGAAAGCCAGGGUCUCGACAACGAAAACAGCGACGAGCCCGACAACCAAUCGGCCCCAAACACAUCGUGCGUCGGGACCAGAAGAACAGCGAUCACCGCAGCUAUCCCUGAAGAGGCCGUCCAUGAAACCAGCAACGAGGCACACGAAGCCUUCAAGAAGGAGCUAGAAGCCAUACUAGAUUGA
Molecule: messenger RNA, 972 nt
Organism: Brassica napus (rape)
Lineage: Eukaryota; Viridiplantae; Streptophyta; Magnoliopsida; Brassicales; Brassicaceae
Exons: 1
Coding region: 1-972 (323 amino acids)
Molecular function (GO): nucleic acid binding; RNA-DNA hybrid ribonuclease activity
Source: RefSeq, a predicted model, not a curated record